CAAUAAACCAACUAUCCUUUUACACACCUACUAUAUUUUACUACCUUCCUAAAGAAUACAGCUUGACCCAAUAUGUCGUCUCGAAUGGGAAAUUUUUUCAACAGAUCACCUAAACAUUCACUGAAUAUGGACAUCUCGGAUGUGUCGCAAUCCAUGGAGAACAUUUCCUUGAACAGUAGUGCCAUGGAAGUAGACUCAUACAGAGAGUCUGCAUACCCUGCGGUGCCACAACUCAGACAAUAUGAAAACAACCGCAAUAAGGAAAAUAUAACUCCUACUAGUUCUCCCACCAAAUCAAUCUUACACAAUUCCCCCACACAUAAUAAUAACCUAUACACUGGGAAUAGUUAUAUUCCUAGAACUCCUAACCAGCCACCAAAGGCUCCACAAUACUUACAGCAACAGUACCAGCAACAUCCAGCACCUCCACCCCCACCCCCACAACUGAAAUUCGAUGAAGAGUUCUAUAGAAAGGCCAAUGAUCCGAAAACUAAAAGAUUAGCAUCAGUUGCUCAACUUUAUUUCUUAGAUUAUUAUUGUGAUAUGUUUGAUUAUGUCAUUAAUAGAAGGGAAAGAACUAAACUUGUUCAACAUGAAUUAUCAAGUGCUCAAUACAUCAAUGAUCCUCAAAGUCAACAAUUAGAAUGGAAAAGUUAUAUUGGUAGAGAGAGAGCUCUUCUUAGGAAAAGAAGAUUAAAGCCAAAACAUAAGGAUUUCCAAAUGAUUACUCAAGUUGGACAAGGUGGAUAUGGUCAGGUUUUCCUUGCUCGUAAGAAGGAUACAAGGGAAAUAUGUGCUCUUAAGAUAUUGAAUAAGAAAUUAUUGAUGAAAUUAGAUGAAACAAGACAUGUUUUAACUGAAAGAGAUAUUUUGACCAAUACUAGGCUGGAAUGGCUUGUUAGAUUAUUAUAUGCCUUCCAAGACCCAGAAAAGGUAUUUUUGGCGAUGGAAUUUGUCCCCGGUGGUGAUUUCAGAACUUUAUUAAAUAAUACUGGUUAUUUAAUUCCUCCUCAUGCAAGAUUUUAUAUUAGUGAAAUGUUUGCAGCAGUUAAUUCAUUACAUGAAUUAGGAUUUACUCAUAGAGAUUUAAAACCAGAAAAUUUCUUAAUUGAUUCAAAGGGACAUAUUAAACUUACAGAUUUCGGAUUAGCUGCUGGAACUGUAAGUAAUGAUAGAAUUGAAAGUAUGAGAAUUAAAUUACAAAAUUUAGAAGAUUUAGAUAAUUAUAAAGUUCCAUCAAUUUCAAUGGUGGAAAGACAAAAAAUUUUCCGUCAAUCACAACUUGGUGUUGGUGGACAUAGAAACCUUGCCAAUUCCAUUGUUGGACUGCCUGAUUAUAUGGCCUUGGAAGUGCUUGAAGGUAAGAAUUAUGAUUACACGAUUGAUUAUUGGUCGUUGGGAUGUAUGUUAUUUGAAGCCUUGUGUGGAUAUCCACCAUUUUCUGGAGGUAAACAAGAUGAAACAUAUCAUAAUUUGAAGAAUUGGAAAACUGCAUUAAGAAGACCUCAAACUAAAGAUGGGAGAUUUGUAUUUAGUGAUAGAACUUGGAAUUUGAUCACCAAAUUGAUUGCAUCACCAUCUUCUAGAUUGAGAAGCUUUAAACAAAUUCAAAACACUCCAUAUUUCAGCGACAUACACGAUUGGGAAAGAAUGAGAGAAAAGACUCCACCAUUUACACCUCAAUUGGAUAAUGAGGAAGAUGCUGGAUAUUUUGAUGAUUUUGAAGAUGAAGAAAGUAUGCAAAAGUACAAGGAUGUAUUUGCUAGACAAGAACACAAUGAACAACUUUUAGAAAAGGGAGGACAGAAAUUAGGUGGAGCUAAUAACUUUAUUGGAUUUACUUUCAAACAUAAGUUGAAUCCAAACAAUAAACUUCAAGGAGAGAUCAAUUUAUUGAACUUAGGAUCGAAUAGAUUGGAUCCAUUAGCGACUUUGUAUUAG
[Candida] anglica is the source of this 1941-nucleotide messenger RNA. Lineage: Eukaryota; Fungi; Ascomycota; Pichiomycetes; Serinales; Debaryomycetaceae. The record is from the annotation of a GenBank genome assembly.